Molecule: messenger RNA, 2724 nt
Organism: Pipistrellus nathusii (Nathusius's pipistrelle)
Lineage: Eukaryota; Metazoa; Chordata; Mammalia; Chiroptera; Vespertilionidae
Source: the annotation of a GenBank genome assembly
AUGGCUGAUAAAAACCAGGAGAUUGGUGGCAUCCAUUUCCCUUUUCCCUUCACACCCUAUUCCAUCCAGAAAGACUUCAUGGCAGUGCUAUACCAGGUGCUGGAGAAUGGCAAGAUUGGGAUAUUUGAGAGUCCAACUGGCACUGGAAAAUCCUUAAGUCUUAUUUGCGGGGCCCUUUCCUGGCUCCGUGACUUUGAACAGAAGAAACGACAAGAGGAGGCACAUCUCCUUAAAACUGGAACUGCCCCCUCCAGUGAUGGGAAGGACCAGCCCCCAUUUAUUUCAUCCUCACAUCAAGAGACCCCAGACACUCUGAGGCCUCCUGGAGAACCUGACUGGGUUACUCAGUUUGUGCAGAAGAAAGAAGAAAGGGACCUGGUGGACCGACUAAAGAUGGAGCAGAUCAGGAGGAAGAAGCGAGAAGAACGCCUACAGCAGCUCCGUCACAAUACACAGCUCAAGUAUGCAGCCAAGCGUGAGAGACAGGAAGAAGAAGAGACAGAGCGUCUCCUUCGUCUCAGCAGGGACAUACUGGCGGCAGGAACAGAGGCCGAGCCGCUGGAGCAGCUAGCAUCUGGGGAGGAGGAUCUGGUCCUCUCGGAGUACGAGAGUGAUGAGGAGAAAGGAGCCCCUAAUGGAUUAAAUGAGGAUGAGGAUGACCUGGAGGAAGAACAUGUAACUAAGAUUUAUUACUGCAGUCGGACCCACUCCCAGCUGGCCCAGUUUGUGCAUGAGGUCCAGAAGAGCCCCUUUGGCAAGGACACCCGGCUCGUCUCCCUCGGCUCUCGGCAGAAUCUUUGUAUAAACCAAGACGUGAAAAGCCUGGGUUCUGUGCAGCUGAUUAACGACCGCUGUAUGGAGCUACAGAGGAGCAGACACGAGAGCAAGAGCCCAGCUGAGGACCAGGAGCCCAAGAGGAGAAGGCGGGCACCCCGGGCUGCCUGUCCCUUCUAUGGCCACAGGCACCUGCAGCUCUUCCAGGACCAGGUGCUGCUGGAGGUGAAGGACAUCGAGCAGCUGGUGGCCCUGGGGAAGGAGGCUGGGGCCUGUCCCUAUUAUGGGAGCCGGUUUGCCAUUCCAGCUGCCCAGGUGGUGGUGCUGCCCUACCAGAUGCUGCUGCACACGGCCACCCGGCAGGCCGCGGGGAUCCGGCUGCAGGGCCAGGUCGUGAUCAUCGACGAGGCACACAACCUGAUUGACACCAUCACAGGCAUCCACAGUACGGAGGUCAGUGGAUCCCAGCUCUGCCAGGCACAUUCCCAGUUGAUCCAGUACAUGGAACGAUACAGGAAGCGUUUGAAGGCCAAGAACCUGAUGUACAUCAAACAGAUCCUGUACCUGUUGGAGAAGUUUGUGGCUGUGCUGGGUGGGAACAUUAAGCAAAAUCCCAAUACACAGAGCCUCUCACAGACAGGGACAGAGCUGAAGACCAUCAAUGACUUUCUCUUUCAGAGCCAGAUCGACAACAUCAACUUGUUCAAGGUGCGGCGCUACUGUGAAAAGAGCAUGGUCAGCAGAAAGCUCUUUGGCUUCACAGAAAGGUAUGGGGCAGUCCUCGCACCCCCCAGGGAGCAGCCUAGACUGGCGGGGUUCCAGCACUUCCUACAGAGCCUGCAGCCCGGGGUGACUGAGACUCCCACAGCCCCUGUGGAAGAGGGGGAGGCCAGGGUGCCUCGGCCUGCUUCCCCGCUGAUGCACAUCGAAGGCUUCCUUGAAGCUCUCACCACUGCCAACCAGGACGGCAGGGUCAUGCUGAGCCGCCAAGGUAGCCUCAGUCAGAGCAGCCUGAAAUUCUUGCUACUGAAUCCAGCAGUGCCUUUUGCCCAGGUGGUGAAGGAAUGCCGGGCAGUCGUCAUUGCGGGGGGCACCAUGCAGCCGGUUUCUGACUUUCGGGAGCAGCUGCUGGCAUGUGCUGGGGUGGAAGCCGAGCGCCUGGUGGAGUUUUCCUGUGGUCACGUGAUCCCUCCAGACAACAUCCUACCCCUCGUCAUCUGCAGUGGGCCCUCUAACCAGCAGUUGGAAUUCACAUACCUGAAAAGAGAGCUGCCUCAGAUGAUGGACGAGACAGGUCGCAUCCUCUGCAACUUGUGCAACGUGGUGCCUGGAGGGGUGAUCUGUUUCUUCCCCUCCUAUGAGUACCAACGCCAGGUCCAUGCCCACUGGGAUAAGAGUGGCCUGCUGGCCCGCCUGGCUGUCAGAAAAAAGAUAUUUCAGGAACCCAAGCGAGCAAACCAGGUGGAACAGGUGCUGACAGAGUAUUCCAGGUGCAUUCAGUGCCGUGGCCAGGCAGGAGGCAUGAUGACGGGAGCCCUGUUGCUCUCGGUGGUCGGAGGAAAGAUGAGUGAAGGCAUCAACUUCUCUGAUGAUCUCGGGCGGUGUGUGGUUAUGGUGGGCCUGCCCUACCCCAACAUCAAGUCUCCAGAACUCCAAGAGAAAAUGGCCUACCUGGACCAGACCCUUCCCCGAACCCCAGGUCAGAUCCCCCCAGGAAAGGCCUUGGUGGAGAAUCUAUGUAUGAAGGCUGUCAACCAAUCAAUAGGGAGGGCCAUCAGGCACCAGAAGGAUUUUGCCAGCAUAGUGCUCCUGGACCAGCGGUAUGCCCGCCCACCUAUCCUGGCAAAGCUGCCAGCCUGGAUUCGAGACCGGGUGGAGGUCAAAGCCACCUUUGGCCCUGCCUUUGCUGCUUUGCGGAAGUUUCAUCACAAGAAGUCUGGCCUUUCCUGA